AUGGAUACCACAACCUUCUUGAUUACCGACGUACAGAUUUUCACAGGCAAAUUUGCCAUCCCCUGUGGCUAUGUCUAUGUUGUUGAGGGGAAAAUCGCAGAUUACGGUUGUGUUCCUGCACCAGAGAAGCUUUUGGAGUCACAAAGCGCCAUCAAGAAGCUGUCCAUGCCUGACCACAAACUUCUCCCUGGUCUGAUCGAUGCACAUAUGCACGCGGACGGCGGAAACGAGUUGUCUCUAGAACAAUCACUUCGUUUUGGGGUAACCACAGUUUUGGAUCUUCACAAUGAACCGGAAAACAUGGCAAAGCUCAAGCGUCUGGCAGCGCAGAACAAGAACUUUUCCGAUUUCAAAUGUGCAAGUUUGGCAGCGAUGAUCAGUGGUGGGUGGCCUGAGGCAGUUAUGCCUCGUAUCAGCCAAAGCCCAGAGGCUAUCGCUAAAGUCGCUUCUUGGCCCAAGAUUUCAUCACCCUCAGAAGCUUCAAAGUUUGUGGAUGAUCGUAUUUCCGAGGGAGCCGACUACGUCAAGUUGAUGCAUGAAUCUGGGGGGUCUAUGGGCUUUGAAGUCAAGCUGCCAUCCAUCGAACUACAAAAAGCACUAGUUUCUGCAGCACAUGACCAUACUAUGGAGAUAUUAAACGCAGGUGUGGACGGAAUGGCGCACACUUUUUGUGACAAAGCAAUAACUCCGGAGCUGGUUCAAGCCUACAAGACAAACAGCGCCUGGUGCAGUCCAACCUUAGUUACCAUCGGGAGCCUAACAAAGCAAGACAGAUCCAUUGCCGAGAGGUUUGCGCACGACCACCGCGUCCAAAAUCUGCUCGAUCCUUCCUCGAAGCGGAACAUGUGCAUGUGCAUGGGUUUUGGCCAUGAGACCGCCUCCGUCGAAUACGCAUAUGAGAGUGUGAGGCAGUUGAAGCAGGCUGGUAUUGACAUUCUUUGGUUGAUCAUUCUAAUUCAGGCUCAUCCCCUGGGACUGCCUGGGGUCUCUCGCAACACCAUGAGAUGUUCCUGUUGGUAA
Molecule: messenger RNA, 1020 nt
Organism: Talaromyces stipitatus ATCC 10500
Lineage: Eukaryota; Fungi; Ascomycota; Eurotiomycetes; Eurotiales; Trichocomaceae
Exons: 4
Coding region: 1-1020 (339 amino acids)
Molecular function (GO): hydrolase activity, acting on carbon-nitrogen (but not peptide) bonds
Source: RefSeq, a predicted model, not a curated record